AUGAACAAGAAGCAAUUGUUUGAGAGAAGGCUCGCGAUAGAGCUCCUUUAUGUUGCCGGCAUUGCCUGCACAGCUCUUACUUUUUGUGUUCUUCUGAUUGCUUCAUCGAACCUUCGAGGCAAUCGCAAUGAGCUCUUCCAGCCGACUUACUUCUCGGUUGCUCCUGGCACCUUCCUCAACAGGCGCAUUGCAGUCUUCCCCGGAAAGAUGCUUUACGGGCUCGGCUCUGGCGAGGAGGAUCAGGCUGCCAACAUGGACGCUGUUGCAUUUGGAUCCUUCGACGGCGUGAAGGAUACCGAGGGAGAGGAAGUCCUCAAGGAAGUGCUUGGCGAGGAUUACUACGUCCCUGCGUUCGAGGAGGUCGCUGAGGCCGAGGAGACAGAGAAGGCCAUCACUGAGGUUGAGGAGGCGAUUCUCGAGGCGAAGCAGGAGAACAAGCUCUUGAAGGAGUUCGCCGCUGGUGAAGCCUAAAGCGAAGGCUCCCUACAUCGAUUUAUUGUAGCUUGACGCUCGCUUUCGAUUCACUGAGAUGUCAGCGCGUUGAUAAGUUGAUUCUGUGUUUCAAGAAAUUGGAUUCAAUUUCUCU
Guillardia theta CCMP2712 is the source of this 586-nucleotide messenger RNA. RefSeq lists its product as hypothetical. The transcript has 5 exons. The record is from RefSeq and is a predicted model, not a curated record. Bases 1 to 471 code for a protein of 156 amino acids. Lineage: Eukaryota; Cryptophyceae; Pyrenomonadales; Geminigeraceae.